Molecule: messenger RNA, 2617 nt
Organism: Microstroma glucosiphilum
Lineage: Eukaryota; Fungi; Basidiomycota; Exobasidiomycetes; Microstromatales; Microstromataceae
Product: nuclear pore protein 84/107
Exons: 2
Coding region: 75-2528 (817 amino acids)
Biological process (GO): post-transcriptional tethering of RNA polymerase II gene DNA at nuclear periphery; mRNA export from nucleus; protein import into nucleus
Cellular component (GO): nuclear pore outer ring; nuclear pore
Molecular function (GO): structural constituent of nuclear pore
Source: RefSeq, a predicted model, not a curated record
CACCUUGACGCCCUUGAAGGAUACCAUCACCCGUCGCGCCCUUCUCCUCCUCCUCCUCGGCCUCGUCGCACACCAUGGACGAAGCUGGACCCUCGUCUCGACCGGCGCCUUCCUCCUUCAGAGACUUCGCCGACUCGCUCAAGGAGGCACGCGACCUCACCCUCGCAGACCGCCUCUCCUCUGGCAUCGACUCCUCUCAACCAGGCACGGCUGUCCGCUUUGCACAAGUAUGUCUCCAACGAGCUGCAGCUGCAGAGGGAGCUGAGCUCGAUCAAGGCAAGGGAGCGCUACUCAGGAGGAACGUCUUCGAUGAUGACCAGGGAGAGGAAGACCGCAUGGACUGGAUCCUGGAAGCGCGGACGUGGGAGCUGGUCCAUCUCCUCUGCGCUGACCGGUAUCUGCCUCGCGUUGGAGCCGAUGGAGAGGCAGACUUCGAAGAUGACUUUGCACGCGAGCCCGACUUCUAUCAGACACCACGCUCUGCAAUCUCAGAUCUACUGGAGAAGAGUAGAGAUCUCAGGGAGCUCAAGAUUGUACGAGAAUGGCUCUCCUCUCAACUCCCACCCAUUCACAUCGCAGAGGUGCGCAAAGGCUACGCGCCCUUCAGCAAGAGUCGGCUGAAGGCAGAGAGAAGGACACAGGUGGGCGGCAUCCGAACAAGCACGAACAAGGCCAUUCGGAGCCUGGACCCCGACGCAGAGAGUCGUGGCGAAGGCAAGUGGGAUCCAGAAGACUCAAGCUAUGCAAAGGCUCUGCACCGGACUCUGUUCGAGUACGCAAGGGCUGGCGAGCUAGACGCUGCCUUUGACUUAGCAAGGCAAGCGGAUCAACCUUGGAAGGCUGCUAGCCUGAGGGGAGCCAUCCUGUAUCAUCAAGCCCUCGACUCGGCAGACGAUGUGAUGGACGGCGACGAUUUCCAGGAGGACGUCGGCGGCAACCGAAAUCGACUCCUCUGGAAGGCAGUGUGCCGGAAGCUUGCUGCUAGUCCUACUCUUGACGUGUACGAAAAGGCCCUGUACGGAUCAUUGGCCGGCCAACUUCAAGGGCCGCUCGCCGUAUCAGACACCUGGGAGGAACAUCUCUGGGCUCACAUGAAUGCCGCGUUCGAGGCGAGGAUCGACGAAGCAUUUGAAUCAGAAGAUGCAAGGACUUGGUGGAGCCAAGAGGGCGGAGGUAGCAUAAAGGUCAUGGAGCUCAAGUCUUCAAGUGGAGAUUCGCACGCAAAGGAGACUGUUCGCGCCGAGCUCAAAAGCAUCUUCGAAAGAGUCAAGGGAACUGAGAAGGGAUCUGUGAACCUGCAAGCCAACAAUCUGUACCACGUUGUUCAAGAAGCAAUUAUCCUAGAUGGCGUCGACGACCUUCUCAUUCACGUCGAGAGCCGCUUGCCAGAGAUGAGGGCGACCUUGGAGCCGAAGCGAUACGUGCACGUCGCACGCUUCUUCUCACAUCUCAUCAUCUACUUCCGCCUGUUGCACCGGCCUCUGCCUGCAUCGACGUGCAAUUCGAUGUUGCGACACUACGUUGAGGCGCUGGAACAUGCAGGAGAGGACGAGCUCGUUGCGAUGUACGCCAGCUCUCUCGAGCGCGAAUCGGCCGAGGAGACAUACGCUCGCUUCCUGGCAUCACUCAACAUUGACAUGCCUCUGGCAGAGCGCAAGACGGCCUUGCUCAGGGCAAAGGAACACUCACUGGACACGGCUUCGGUGGCCCGCUUGGUCGUGCAAAUCAUCUUCGGCGAAGCAUAUCCUGCCAUUGCUAGACAGACCCUCAUAGCCGCACAUGGCUUCGAUCCGCUAGCAGCUCUGAACACGGACCUGACAGAGGUCGAGGCAAGACUCAUCUCGGCCAUUGACUGGCUCACCUUUGACGAGUCGACCAGAGCGGACGCCGUCUUCCAGAGCAAUGCCCUCAUGCGGCUCUUCCUCUCUUCUGGCAAGCUCCAUGCAGCCAGGACCACGCUCUUCAGUCUGCCAGAGAGCGUCGUGGCAGACCUGAAUGACAUGCUCGAUCUGACCUUCGGGGACAAGAGCGAACAUCUGCACUAUCGGCAAUUCUUCUCGGCCCUCUCUGCAAGCCUGUCUUUCCGCGAGGUGCUCAGCAAGCAGCCUAGUCGUGCAUCGAAGCUGGAAGCCCAUACCUGGAGGGAAGCCCUGUCCAAUGUGCUCCUGACUGCCAAAGAAGCUUCAUUGGAAGUCCUCACUGGCGACUGGCUCAAGCUGGCUCAAGCAGAUGACGAUGAAGUCGAUGCGGCUGCCAAUCGCGAAGAAGCUGAGCGCCGUCUCGUUGAGCUAGCUCGCAUCCGCCAGAUCUAUAUUCCCGAACUAAUCCUGCGGCUGCACUUUAUGUUCUUCGAUACCCGAGAGGCCUUAGGGAUGGACUCACUGCGCUUCAUCAUCGUUGAUCUGCCGAUCCUGGUGGCGGAUGAGAGAUACAGGCUCUACCUUGAGUUUGUGACCCGCGAGGGGGGCAAUCGGCUGAAGGAGUAUCUGGAACACGUCAGGAGGGCCAACAUCGAGGGUCUUGCGUAGUGAUGCAUCCCUUGAGGUGGGGGUUGUACAAGUAAUGGCAGUAGAAAUUGACCCCAUUCAGCUCAGGACUGAUAAGAUCUGUACCGCCU